ACGGGGGCCUGGAGGAGAUGGUGGAGGAGUUGAACAGCGGGAAGGUGAUGUACGCCUUCUGCAGGGUGAAGGACCCCAACUCCGGCCUGCCCAAAUACGUCCUCGUCAACUGGACGGGUGAAGGCGUGAACGACGUGAGGAAAGGAGCCUGCGCCAACCACGUCAGCACCGUAGCCAACUUCCUAAAGGGGGCUCACGUCACCAUCAACGCCCGGGCCGAGGAGGACGUGGAGCCCCAGCUCAUCAUGGAGAAGGUGGCCAAGGCCUCGGGGGCCAACUACAACUUCCACAAGGAGAGCAGCAGGUUCCAGGACGCGGGCCCGCAGGCCCCUGUGGGCUCCGUCUACCAGAAGACGAACGCGAUGUCGGAAAUCAAGCGAGUCAAUAAGGACAAUUUUUGGGCCAAAGCGGAGAAAGACGAGGAGAACCGGCGGCUGGAGGAGAAGAGGAGG
Messenger RNA from Mesitornis unicolor (brown roatelo), 452 nucleotides. Its product is annotated as drebrin-like protein. Gene Ontology annotation, biological process: regulation of actin filament polymerization; neuron projection morphogenesis; positive regulation of axon extension. The record is from RefSeq and is a predicted model, not a curated record. Gene Ontology annotation, cellular component: site of polarized growth; dendrite; plasma membrane. The annotation marks the transcript as partial. Gene Ontology annotation, molecular function: actin filament binding. The transcript has 5 exons. Lineage: Eukaryota; Metazoa; Chordata; Aves; Mesitornithiformes; Mesitornithidae.